Dermacentor silvarum is the source of this 2358-nucleotide messenger RNA. Its product is annotated as neprilysin-1. Gene Ontology annotation, molecular function: metalloendopeptidase activity. The record is from RefSeq and is a predicted model, not a curated record. The transcript has a single exon. Gene Ontology annotation, cellular component: plasma membrane. Lineage: Eukaryota; Metazoa; Arthropoda; Arachnida; Ixodida; Ixodidae. Gene Ontology annotation, biological process: protein processing. Bases 1 to 2358 code for a protein of 785 amino acids.
AUGGAUUCUCACUUGAAGUCUCGACCACAGUCCGGCGCCAAAUCUUCAGCAUAUAUUGCAGCAGAGACGAACGACCCUGAAGAAUGGGCGCACUCUACUAGUUUGCUGACGCUAGUGAACCAAGUCAGCGCAGAGUUGGCCGAGUUGGUGGAGAAGCAGGCGGAGAUGAUGGGGUCAGAGCAUACCUGUUGCGAAAGCCCCAAAGACCAGAACGACGAAGCGGCUGGCCAUGCUGAAGUACCUCUCAAACGAAAUGCCGUGGCAGACAUCGUGAACGUUAGACGACAAGACAGCACACCUCACGUUCGCCAGGCUGGCGGUGGCUCGCCCGUGGCGAUCCGUCAAGAACUCUGCCUAUAUCCCCUCUCGCUAAUCUUGGUUGUUGCUGCGUUUAUGGUGGCGCUGUUGUUCUUCGCACCGAAACCGAAGCCGCGGGCACUUGAGGACAAGACACCGGAAACCUGCAGUUCGCCGAACUGCCUACGAGACACCGUCUACUUGAACGAACUGCUCAACUGGAAUUUCGACCCGUGCGAGAACUUCUACAUGUUCGUCUGCAGCCGCUGGAGGAACCAGUUUCCUGCCGCAGACCUGCGUGUUUCCGCAGACGAUGACUAUGCCAGCAGCUUGGAGGGCCAGAUUCGCUCGCUCCUCGAAGACGAGCCAAUAGGUUCUUACGCUGCCAUCGGCCCUCUACAAGAUCUCUAUAACAAAUGCGCCAACGCCAAGCUGAUUGAGGAUUUCGGUUGGGACGGCCUUCUAGAAUUCAUGUCCGAAUUGUACCUCGACGGCUUCCCGCUGACACCGCCCGUCCGAAGCAGCGUUUCCGUCUGGAAGAUAGCGGCCAGGCUUCUGAGGAAGACUGGUGCGGCCACACUGAUCGGUGUAGGCGUAGCUUCCCAUCCAAACGUUACGACGAAGGAUGUGAUCUCCGUCGGAACGCCAGAGACGUUCACCGCGCUCGACGGCAUUGAUAUCAACGACGCCAUCCGCCUCUACACGUCGGUCGUCUUUGCAGCCUUCAAGGCGCUACGCAAAGAUUUCAUCCCGCCAGUGCACACGCUGAAUGUCAUUAAGUUCGCGAGCGAAGUCGAGAAGCUUUCCUUGCAGUUUAGCAACAGCGACGCCAGAAUCGAAGCGCUCGUCAAUGCAUCGGCACUCCAGGUGUUCCUGGCCGAGCUGUUCGACGGCGUCUCCGGAGCUGGCUGCACAGCGCCCGGUUGCGAGGUCUUGAGUCGGUCGCCCGAAUUCCUCGCCAAGCUCGGGGCGCUCGUGCAGGAGACCGAUCUUCACACAGUGAUGAACUUCCUCGGCGUCCGGCUAAUGGUCCAAGUGGCUCCAUUCAUCCCGCAGUCCGGACUGGUCGACGCCUACGCUACCCUGCUGUACGGCAAAUGGCGGCAAGCCGAUCUGCGCUGGAAGCUGUGCGUACGCGUCGCGGAGAAGGCGAUGCCGCCGCUCUUUCAUCGGGUCUCUCUCGAGAAGCUCACGGCGCAGGCCCCCGCGGAGCAGUUCACGGGACUCGUGAAGGACAUCGUCACGGAGUUUCUGAGCAGCGUGAGCACCGCCCCGUACCUCGACGGAGUUGCGAGAGGGGCCAUUCGAAAGAUCGUCUCCACGACGCGCUUCGAGACCCUGGCCCCUGCCUGGAUCUUCAACAAGACUCUUGUCGGUGAAUAUGCGCAGCGGAUUCCUCCCACUGCCAGCGAGAGGCCCCUGCAGUCGUACGCCGCAGUCCACGAGUACAGCUUCGUAUCGGCGUUGACACGCCACACCGACGAACGCUGGGCCCGCUCCACCUUCACCACAAACUGCUGGUACGAGCGCGGGCCGAGAAGCAUCUACAUCCCCGUGCUUCUUUUCAACCUGACUCUCCUGUUCGACAACAGCGUCUACAACUUCGAACUGUCCCGCGCCGGCGUCCGCAUCAGCCACUGCCUGCUGGACAUGCUCUUCGCGGAGGCCAAUUCGACAGACCCGGAGGAGCGUUGGCUCAACCAGGCGACCGUGGCAAAGAUCGCGGAGGCGCAGCGCUGCUUCGGCAGGGACCACGGACCGAGGCAGAUGCGCGACGCCAUGGCCUUACGAUUCGCCUACGGCCAUUUCGUGAGAACGCUGACACCUCGAGGAAGGGCCAUGAGCUUUCAUCUCGGUCCGCGGCAGAACAUCAGCGCCUCGCAAAUGUUUUUCGUCUACCUCAUGCUGCAGUCCUGCGAGAAAAAGACUUCGAGGGACGAGGCAUCGCCGGAGUCUGGUGUCUCGUGGAACGCGGCGCUUCGAUACCAGGGCGCAUUUCCCGAGGAGUUCGGCUGUCCGUUGGGCAGUGCGAUGAACUCUGACAAACGCUGCAAUAUUUGA